Molecule: messenger RNA, 1965 nt
Organism: Ziziphus jujuba (common jujube)
Lineage: Eukaryota; Viridiplantae; Streptophyta; Magnoliopsida; Rosales; Rhamnaceae
Product: protein DETOXIFICATION 40
Exons: 8
Coding region: 63-1619 (518 amino acids)
Biological process (GO): xenobiotic detoxification by transmembrane export across the plasma membrane
Cellular component (GO): membrane
Molecular function (GO): antiporter activity; xenobiotic transmembrane transporter activity
Source: RefSeq, a predicted model, not a curated record
UAGCAAAUAUCCCACCCAAAGGUCAACUAUAGCUUCUCAAAAAACCCCAUAUUUUCUCUCAAAUGUCUUCUUCUUCUUCACCAAAUGAUAUCAAUCUCAAUCAACCUCUGCUUCAAUCCCACUCUUCCCAAUCCAUCAAUGGAGGAGGAGGAGGAGGAAAACUCGAACACAGCAGCGACCAGCUGGAAACAAUAUUAACAGAAACCACCAAGCCAUUCUUCCAUCGUCUCCGACCCGCUUUAUGGAUUGAGUUCCGACUUCUCUUCCACCUCGCCGCACCUGCCGUCGUCGUUUACGUCAUCAAUUAUCUCAUGUCCAUGUCCACACAGAUCUUCUCCGGCCACCUCGGCAAUCUCGAAUACGCCGCGGCUUCGCUGGGCAACAAUGGCGUCCAAAUGUUCGCCUACGGUCUUAUGUUGGGAAUGGGAAGUGCGGUAGAGACGCUAUGUGGGCAAGCAUUUGGUGCUCAAAAGUACGACAUGCUAGGAAUAUAUCUGCAGAGAUCCACAAUCCUACUCACAAUCACAGGCGUAUUUCUAGCCAUAAUCUAUAUCUUAUCCGAGCCAAUUUUAAUCUUACUAGGCCAAUCCACAAGAAUCGCCUCGGCAGCUUCGCUUUUCAUCUACGGUUUAAUUCCUCAAAUAUUUGCCUACGCUGUAAAUUUCCCAAUCCAGAAAUUUAUGCAGGCUCAGAGCAUAGUGGCCCCAAGUGCAUACAUAUCAUCUGCUACGCUGGUUCUGCACCUGGUGUUGAGUUGGGUUGCCGUGUACAAGAUCGGGCUUGGGCUGUUUGGGGCGGCGUUUGUACUGAGCUUGUCGUGGUGGAUAAUUGUGGUGGCCCAGUUCGUUUACAUAGUGAAGAGCGAGCGGUGUAAACAGUCAUGGCGUGGUUUUAGUUGGCAAGCUUUUUCUGGGUUGUUGGAUUUCUUCAAGUUGUCUGUUGCUUCUGCUGUGAUGCUCUGCUUGGAGACUUGGUAUUUUCAGAUUGUGGUUCUUUUGGCUGGGUUGCUGGAAAACCCAGAAUUGGCUCUGGAUUCUCUCUCCGUUUGCACAAGUAUCUCUGGAUGGGUAUUCAUGGCAUCAAUUGGGUUCAAUGCAGCAGCCAGUGUGAGAGUUGGGAAUGAGCUUGGAGCCGGAAAUCCAAAAUCGGCGUCGUUUUCAGUGGUAGUGACGACUACACUAUCAACGGUGAUAUCCGUGAUAGCGGCGAUUGUGGUGAUGAUAUUGCGUGACGUCAUCAGCUAUGCGUUCACGGAAGGUGAAGCUGUGGCCGCGGCUGUAUCAGAUCUCUGCCCGCUUCUAGCUUUUUCUCUCAUCCUCAAUGGAAUUCAGCCAGUCCUCUCAGGGGUUGCUGUUGGGUGCGGAUGGCAAGCACUGGUAGCCUAUAUAAAUAUAGGCUGUUACUAUGCAGUUGGAGUACCGUUGGGUGUCAUUUUGGGAUUCUACUUCAAGUUGGGUGCCAAGGGGAUAUGGCUGGGGAUGACUGGAGGGACAUUGAUGCAAACACUGAUCUUGAUAUGGAUCACUUUUAGGACGGAUUGGAAUAAAGAGGUGCAAGAGGCGAAUAAAAGGUUGAACCGGUGGGAGGACAAGCCGAACCAAACAAUUUCUAAGGGUUGAGAGCCAACAUACUACUCCAACUUGUAAUUGUGAACCAGAACCACAACUGUUCUUCUCCUGUGCAUGUGGGCUGUGGUCUGUGGCCCUACGCCAUAAAAAUCCUCCUCUUCCUCCUCCGCCUCCUUUGGGUCCAAAAGAUUAAUCAAACUUCAAUAUAUCUUUUGGAAAUUAAUCCUUCUUUUCCAAAAUAAUUUAGAAAUCAAACAGGCACAUAUAUAUAUAUAUAUAUAUAUAUGCAAGAAAUAUUAAUAAUUGAUAUUUUCAGCUAAAAUAAAAUAUACUCAUAAUUGACUUUUUGUAAUCUCCCAGCAGUUAAUGCUAUUAAAAUUAUCAUGCAAAAGAAAAA